This is a messenger RNA of Ectocarpus sp. CCAP 1310/34, 1126 nucleotides long. Lineage: Eukaryota; Phaeophyceae; Ectocarpales; Ectocarpaceae. The record is from the annotation of a GenBank genome assembly.
UCGCUCCACUGUGGCUGCGACACACUGCUGGCAACGUCUCCUACGUACGGUAGGCAUCCUCUCUGCACGAUGAACCUUCUACUGCACACUCUUCUGCUCUCGGUGUUGCUGUGCUUGAGGGCGUGCCAGGCCUUUGCUCCCUUACUGAAGACAUUUCCGGCAUCGUCUCAAAGCGCUCUCGCACGGGCACCUACUAGGUCAGCAACAGUACCCGCAGGGAGCAGAUCAAGGGGGCAGUCGCGAGAUGCAACAACGGUGUUGACUCGGCUGGGCAUGAUGUUCGGUCGUGGUCGAAACCCCCCACCGACGCUGUCGGAAGAAGACCUGGCGACGAUGGCCAAGUCGAGAGAAGAGGCGAACCAGAAAAUUGAGAAUUUUCUGGAGAAGAGGCGGGCGGAUAGAAAAGCCAGGAAAGAAGCGGAGCAGGCGGAGCAGCGCGAGAAGGUCGCCAACCGCAUGAAGGCCGAAAAAGAGGAGGCCGAGCACAGCAAGGUCUACAUCCCGCAACGUUUGGAGGAGAUUGAGAGAGAGCAGGCAGUGCUGAAAGACAGAAUGUCCGCUUUCAACACCAAGAUCAAAGACAAGGACAUCGGGGACCUGUAGCUUGGGGUUAGAAUGCACCUCUGUAUUCUGUAAGAGCGCCUGUGUUUUGUGGUCUGUCGUGUUGGAACGUACCCCUUGGAAAGCAUGGCCCGCAUCCACAGACAAACCUCGGUGCCAUGGGAGCAAAGCACGGAUUUCUGGUAGUAGACGAACGCUGGAUGCACCGUUGUCAUAGAAACGGCUGCCGGUGGUACUUUCGCGUUGAGUAUGUGCAAGACUGUUGUCUGUGGUGAAAACAAGCGGUGGUGAUGUCGCUGGACUACAUAGAAUUCAACACGCAUCCUUUUCAGUGCAAUUGCAAGCGCGCACGAGAAAGUUGUUGACUUCCGUAUUCACUUGUGCUGCCCGGGCGAAUGGACUGUCUGUCACGAUUAUGCCAAGUACGAAAUGCGGGUAUCAAGGUCAUUGCCCGAGUGUCUGGCAGCCCCUGACUCAAGGCUUCUUGCUUUGUUCAUUCUGUAUCACGCUCCUGCCCUGGACGCGUGGGCGAGCAUGCAUGUAGCAGUUACACGGUCGUCUCGGU